AUGUCAGGGGAAAUUCGUUUUUACCGGGAAAUUAUCCGUUUUUGCAGAAAUUUAUAUGAAAAAGCCGGAAAUUACAAUGCUAUUUUCAGAGCUGGUUGUUCCCAACUGAAUUUCCGAAAUUAUUACGAUGUUCCGCAGGAUUCCGUGGAACCGUCGCGAUUUUUGAUGGGGAUUGUUAAAUGGUUACCUUGGAAGAAGAAAAAGGACAAAGAACCUGUGAUGUUGAAAUCAGCUCAUCCCGAGCUUGGGGCUUCAUCUGUUUUUGAUUUAGAACAUGAAAAGGAGAAAAAGGAAGAUGUUCCAAAAAUUACUGAUCCAAGUGACUCAAGGUAUACUGAGGCAAAAAAGAAACAUACAGAGCAUCGAUAUUCUACAACGAAUUUUCAUAUCUCUCCACGUAAACUUAGCUUAUUAGCUAAUCAAAUUGCCGGUAAAUCUCUUAACGAGGCAAUUAAACAAAUGGAAUUUUCACCAAAGCAAGCAUCUAAAAAAAUCAUGAAUUCUUUAAUAACUGCUCGAUGUCAUGCUUGGAGAUAUAAAGCCAUGGAAGCUGACAAAUGUUAUAUUGAACAAGCUUGGGUAGGUAAAGGGAUCUAUCGGAAAAAACCAAAUUAUGGCGCGAGAGGUCGAUUUAGUUGGUUAAAGAUGAAAAAGGCGCACAUGAAAUAUGUCAUCAAAGAAAAGAAACACGUUGAAGAAGUAGAAGGAAUAGGCAGAAAACGUAAAUUAAAAGGAUUCAAUUAUGAAAAGAAGAAAGUUUGGAUGCCACUUAUUGAGGAUAAACCGAUAUAUAAUCCUACGCGAUUUUACAACUGGUAA
Molecule: messenger RNA, 819 nt
Organism: Funneliformis geosporum
Lineage: Eukaryota; Fungi; Glomeromycota; Glomeromycetes; Glomerales; Glomeraceae
Source: the annotation of a GenBank genome assembly